Molecule: messenger RNA, 1384 nt
Organism: Tachyglossus aculeatus (Australian echidna)
Lineage: Eukaryota; Metazoa; Chordata; Mammalia; Monotremata; Tachyglossidae
Gene: RAB4A
Product: RAB4A, member RAS oncogene family
Exons: 8
Coding region: 123-779 (218 amino acids)
Biological process (GO): regulation of endocytosis; Rab protein signal transduction
Cellular component (GO): endosome
Molecular function (GO): GTPase activity; GTP binding
Source: RefSeq, a predicted model, not a curated record
GAUCCGGCCGCGCCCCUCGCGCGCCCCUCGUUUGCCCCACUUCCGGCCCGAUCCGGUCCGAUCCGCCCGGGGGAGGCCCAGGGGCCCCUGUGAGGAGAACCAGGCCCAGGCCCAGGCCCAAGAUGUCGCAGACGGCCAUGUCCGAGACCUACGAUUUUCUGUUUAAGUUCUUGGUCAUUGGAAACGCAGGAACCGGCAAGUCCUGUUUGCUUCAUCAGUUUAUCGAGAAGAAAUUUAAAGACGACUCCAAUCACACCAUAGGAGUGGAGUUCGGAUCCAAAAUAAUUAAUGUCGGUGGAAAAUACGUCAAAUUACAGAUAUGGGAUACAGCAGGACAAGAAAGGUUCAGGUCUGUGACAAGAAGUUACUACAGAGGGGCCGCGGGGGCCCUCCUCGUCUACGACAUCACCAGCCGAGAAACCUACAACGCGCUAACCAACUGGCUCACGGACGCCAGGAUGCUAGCGAGUCAAAAUAUCGUCAUCAUACUGUGCGGCAACAAGAAGGACCUGGAUGCAGAUCGGGAAGUUACUUUCUUGGAAGCUUCCAGGUUCGCUCAGGAAAACGAGCUCAUGUUCUUGGAAACCAGUGCGCUGACGGGGGAAAACGUUGAAGAAGCCUUCGUUCAGUGUGCAAGAAAAAUACUCAAUAAAAUUGAGUCAGGGGAGCUGGAUCCAGAACGAAUGGGCUCCGGGAUUCAGUACGGAGAUGCUGCCCUGCGACAGCUCAGGUCCCCGCGUCGAGCACAGGCCCAGAGCGUUCAGGACUGUGGCUGCUAGAGGCGCCGGCUCCACGGAAACCCGAGCCGGACGCCCACCCGGGACAGGCCGGCGGCCCUGCGGGUUUGCCAUCACCUCUCCACUGCCGUGACCAGACUCAGCCGUGGCUGGCAAAGCUGAGGGGCCUCCCCCGGCUGGGCAGACCGAGCUCACCCGCCGGACGCCGCCGAAAGACGAGACUCAUGUAUGUACAAACCUCCCAUCCCGUGUCUUCCCCCUCCCCUCGCCUUUCAGACGCUGCUGCGUCCUGUACCUGUAGCGCAGCACCCAGCGUCAGGGGCCAGCGCAUGAUACCUGAUGGACGGAAAGAGAAUGUUGCACUAAAUGCAGUUUAAUAUUUUAUUUUUUUUAAUCCUAUGGACUAAAACUUGUUGAUCGUGAAGUGGGCUCAGUCCUUCCCCUCUGUGUGUUCAUUGCCCGCGGGGCGCUCGUUCCGAGCGGCCGGUAAAGCCGACGGCCCGCGGCCCCGUCCCCUCCCCACCCCGGCCACCCCCCCGCCGCGCGUCUCUGGGUGUGUCGAGCCGGGCCGGGCCCGGCCCUGUGCUGAAGCCUCAGCGAUGGAGUCGGUGAUUAAUGUGGGAAAAAUAAAGUGGAAAAUGAUUUUU